Molecule: messenger RNA, 466 nt
Organism: Mesitornis unicolor (brown roatelo)
Lineage: Eukaryota; Metazoa; Chordata; Aves; Mesitornithiformes; Mesitornithidae
Product: gamma-aminobutyric acid type B receptor subunit 1-like
Exons: 3
Biological process (GO): complement activation
Cellular component (GO): extracellular region
Molecular function (GO): serine-type endopeptidase activity
Source: RefSeq, a predicted model, not a curated record
AUGCUGCUGCUGCUGCUGCUGGCGCUGAGCACCCGUCCCACGCAUGGGGCUGUGCACGUCAACCUGACCGAAGGGUGUCAGAUCAUCCACCCUCCGCGGGACGGGGGUAUCCGGUACCGGGGGCUGACCCCCGAGGAGGUGCGCAGCGUGCGGCUGUUGCCGUUCGACUACGAGAUCGAGUACGUGUGCCGGCCCGACCGCCAGAUCAUGGGCCCCAAGGUGCGCAAGUGCCAGCGUGACGGCACCUGGACCGCCAUGGCGCAGCCCAGCCGCUGCUUGCGAACUUGCCCCAAAAUGCACCUGAGCCUGGAGAACGGGCAGGCGGUGACGCGAGGGAUGGAGCGGGUGCCGGUGGAGGGGACGUGGACUGAGUACAGCUGCAACCCCGGCUUCCGCCUGGUGGGCAGCGCCCGCAGCAACUGCACCAAGAUGGGGCGCUGGAGCACCCCAAAACCCGUCUGCGAGC